UGUGAUGCAUUUAUGAUAUUGUGCUGGCUUAUUCUAAGUUCGGAUCCAGGUAUCAGUUGGCCUUCUGGAGGGUCCAAUGGUGUUCCAAAGUGUAGUCCUUAAACUCAUCAUGUCCUUACUCUUUUUCUCUUCAACCAUCACCACUGUCAUUGCUACCUUGCCAAAACAACAAGAGCUAGAUCGAAUUUCAGCACUGCCUGGACAACCACCAGUCACAUUUUCUCAAUUUUCUGGCUAUGUUACGGUCAACGAGCAACAUGGACGAGCUCUCUUCUACUGGUUGACUGAAGCCACUUCUUUUCCUGAAAAGAAACCUCUUGUUCUUUGGGUCAAUGGAGGGCCAGGUGCUUCAUCGGUGGCAUAUGGAGCAUCGGAGGAAAUCGGGCCAUUUAGGAUUAACCAAACCGGUUCAUCUCUUUAUCUCAAUGAGUAUUCAUGGAAUAAAGAAGCGAAUCUUUUAUUUCUUGAAUCGCCUGCCGGUGUUGGUUUCUCGUACACAAAUUCAAGCUCCAAUCUUAAAUAUUCUGGAGAUAAACGAACUGCUGAGGAUGCUCUAGUAUUUCUAAUUAAAUGGAUGUCAAGAUUUCCACAAUACAAACAUCGAGAAUUCUACAUUGCUGGGGAGAGCUAUGCUGGGCAUUAUGUUCCCCAACUGGCAGAGAAAAUUGUCGAAUAUAAUAAGGCACUCUUGCAACCCAUUCUCAACCUUAAAGGAUUUAUAGUGGGAAAUGCUCUAAUUGAUGAGUACUAUGACUUCAUUGGAAAAAUAAUAUAUUGGUGGAGCCAUUCAAUGAUAUCUGAUACAAGCUACCGAUCAAUUCUCAAGAAAUGCAAUUUCAAGGAGGUACAUAAAUCACAGGAAUGUAAUGCUGCAGUGCGCUAUGUCGAGGCUCAUGAGCAUGGAAACAUAAAUGAACACAGUAUUUAUACACCACUUUGCAUGGAAUUGCUUAAUAAUACUAUGAGCUCUCCAAGGCUCAAAAAUACUCUAUUGCAUCGAAGGGUCUCAGGGUAUGAUCCAUGUGCUAUACAUUAUGCGAAGAAGUAUUAUAAUCUACCAGAAGUACAAAAAUCAAUGCAUGCAGAUGUUAAUGGAAUUCUUCACUACUGGACUGAUUUCAGUGCUGAUGUCAACAGCAAUUGGACUGAUUCUGAAAUUUCUAUGUUGCCGACAUAUAAGAAGCUGAUUGCAGCUGGUCUAAGAAUAUGGGUUUUCAGUGGGGACACAGAUGCAGGAGUUCCAGUAACUGGCACUAGGUUAUCUCUCAGCCAUCUCAAUCUAACAGUUAAAACUGAGUGGUAUCCAUGGUACGCAGAUGAUCAGGUAGGAGGAUGGACAGAGGUCUACAAUGAACUAACUUUUACUUCAGUGAGAGGUGCUGGCCACGAGGUUCCACUAUUUCAGCCCAAGCGAGCAUUCAUUCUUUUCAAAUCUUUUUUGGCAGGGAAGGAAUUGCCAGAAUCUUGACAAAUUAUUUGGAGAUGAUAACAAAAGAAAAUUGAUCAUCUUUGAGCAACUUAUUAAGUGUAAUUGUUUCAUGAUUCGGAUUGAUAUAUUACAAAUCCAAAAUUAGUGCCUCUAUUCGCAGAACAAGAUCCUCUCAAUUUCAAGUCACAAUUCCAAUAAAUAAUAUCUUAACCGCGGCAUUUUUACCAAUGGCUUCCCAAUGUUGCAUGCGAUUUAGAAACCAAUCGAGUAACCCAGUUUUAAUUAAGGACCAAAAGCAUAUUUAAUUUUUCUACAAAGCCAUUUCACAUAUUUAUGAAAUAAACACAUUACCAGCACCUAGAAAAUGAACGACAAUUUCUACAACAAAUCUAACUGAAUGAAGGAAAAGACAUCCUUUACAAUUUUAGGAAAACGUGUGCAGGUAAAUUAGCUGCACACUAAUUCCAAAGAUCUCUACUUAUCAAUUUGAAAUGAACAUUUCUGGAUUCAAGGACAUAGUACAAGCAAGUAGUCCUGCCUUGGUUUGUAAUCGUAUACAAAAUUGAAGUGCAUCUCAGAUACCAGA
Molecule: messenger RNA, 2015 nt
Organism: Quercus lobata
Lineage: Eukaryota; Viridiplantae; Streptophyta; Magnoliopsida; Fagales; Fagaceae
Product: serine carboxypeptidase 24-like
Exons: 9
Coding region: 77-1468 (463 amino acids)
Biological process (GO): proteolysis; brassinosteroid mediated signaling pathway
Molecular function (GO): serine-type carboxypeptidase activity
Source: RefSeq, a predicted model, not a curated record